AUGGUGGACGGUCAGUAUUGCAAUGGACCAGCAACUCAACCGUCAGGUCCAAACAGAAGCCAUAACUUUAGAAGACCUAGCAACGACAAACAUGGUGAAAUGUCGGUCUUGCGAUGGACUACCACUUCAGCUGUCAACGCUGACGUUGUUUGCUUGCUGUUUUUGCACUUUAUAGGUCCAUUUUCCAUGGAAUCUGAAGGUACUACUUCCCAACCAUUGGGAAAUGAUGCUAUUGGAACCUUGAUUGCUCGAAUUGAUGCCUUGGGUCGAGACUUUGCUCAAAGAAUAGAAGAUAGGCAUGAUGCCUUGAGAAGAGACAUGAAGAGUGAUAUAGAUGCUAAGUGGACUGAAAUUUCCACUUUUAGUGGAAGACUUGAUCGUGUUGAAAUCUCAGCACUUGCUGUAAAAGUCCAUUGUUCAAAUCUCCCCUUGAAAGACUCAACCAUGGGAAACAACUUAAAUGCAACUUCUUUGCUGGAUAAUGCCUCAAUAAAGAACAUCAUGUCACUCUCUACUGAUAAUGCCUUUCGACUUCCUUCUCCAUUGCCCAGUUGGCCUUCAGGUGGAUACUUUGCAAGUGGCUUCAUUGAUCUUGGAGGAUUACAUGUGUCUCAAAUAUCAUCCUUAAGUAAAGUUUGGUCUGCCCAUGAAGGUGGACCAGAUGAUCUUGGAUCUACAUUCUUUGAACCAACAAAUUUACCAAAUGGAUUCUUUAUGUUUGGUUCCUAUAGCCAACCUAAUAAUAUGCCACUUUUUGGAUGGACUCUUGCUGGGAAAGAUACAUCAGGUGGUACACUCAAGAUGCCAAUGGACUACACCCUUGUAUGGAGUAGUCAGAACUUGAAAAUCAAGCAGGAUAGUUUCGGCUAUAUCUGGCUUCCAAUACCUCCUGAGGUUUAUAAAGCAAUAGGUCAUGUUGUCAUAACCUCGCCUCAGAAACCUUCUCUAGAUAAAGUCCGUUGUGUUCGUGAUGAUCUCACAGAUGCAUGUGAAAGUCAUGAUUGUAUUUGGGGCACCAAUGGCUUGAAUGUGUACUCAUCCAGACCUAGAGACAGAGGAAUGCAAGCAUUGCGAGUGCCAAUAGGUGCUUUUAUGGUUCAGAACAAUGGAGCUGCAGAUGCACUAGAUUGUUUAAAGAACGUCAAAGCUAAUAUAUCUGCUAUGCCAAAUUUUAACCAAGUUCAAGCAUUGGUUAAAGCAUACUCUCCACUGAUUUACUUUUAUCCAGAUGAGGAAUACUAUAACUCAUCACCCACGAGUUCAAAUCUUCCUCAAGGUGGUUCAAAUGAUUGUGAUUACUGGUUGGACCUCCCGACUAAUGAUGCAUCGAAAAGUAAAGUCAACAAAGGCAAUUUGCUGGGUGCCACCGCCUACUUACACGUUAAACCAAUGUUUGGUGCAACAUAUACUGAUAUUGAUGUAUGGCUAUUUUAUCCCUUCAAUGGACCUGCAAAGGCUAAACUUGAAUUCAUGAACAUUGCUUUGGGAAAAAUUGGAGAGCACGUUAGAGACUGGGAACAUAUUACAUUAAGGAUUAGCAACUUCAAUGGGGAGUUACAAGGUGUAUACUUUUGA
Molecule: messenger RNA, 1575 nt
Organism: Capsicum annuum
Lineage: Eukaryota; Viridiplantae; Streptophyta; Magnoliopsida; Solanales; Solanaceae
Exons: 5
Coding region: 1-1575 (524 amino acids)
Source: RefSeq, a predicted model, not a curated record